Messenger RNA from Diatraea saccharalis (sugarcane borer), 3024 nucleotides. Lineage: Eukaryota; Metazoa; Arthropoda; Insecta; Lepidoptera; Crambidae. The record is from the annotation of a GenBank genome assembly.
UUGUACUUAUUCGUAUUUCUAUUGAUUUCUAAGUUUCGAACUAUAUAAAACAUUUUUUGUCACACGUAUAGAAAAAAGAAUAAGAUGCCUGUGAUGGAAUUACUUUUAAAUUAUUGAAGAUACUUAAAAGUGUUUAAGUUAGUUAAUUACAAAUUUCGCGGCACAUCAACAACUCAACUAACUUUCAAUCACCUUGCAAUCGUUUUACCAAAGAGUAAAAUACAACUGUAACUACAACAAACGAUUAUGUAAGAUCACCGAAUAUUUUCAGUACCGCACAGCUUUCAAAUACUUCACAUUUAUAAAAGUUUUUUAAUUAAUGAAUUGAUUUGAUUGCAAUAGACAAUGAAUAGGUAAGAAAAAAAAAAACCCCUCCAAUCCGCAUUGGGCCAGCGUGGCCAGCGUGGAGGGUCAUGGCCCAACCUCCUUAACCAUCCAUAAGGAAGGCCUGAGCCUCUGCAGUGGGGACGUAAAAAGGCUGAUGAUAAUAGGUACAAAAACAAAAAAAAAUACAUUGACUUUCUUUCUGAUUAUAUAAUAAAUAAUUCGGUAGAAAAUUAUUUACUGAUAUUAUGUUUCAACAUAACUAAUUAUAUAAUAAAGGUAAGAUCGUAUGUUUUUGGAUUCCUUUGCCUUAACCGAUCAAAAAGUAAGUUAAUGUCAAUAUGGCUGUCAAUUAAUAAAGAUCUGUCAUUGAGACAAUAACAAAAAAGCUUCUGGAUUCGAUUGUGACUUCAUUUUCACAUUACGAUUGCCUGGUUUUAAAAAUCUUAUGUUAGAAAAUCUAUGUUUACUUUCUUUUGUAUAGCUUUUCAGCUACCCGAUUUUUGUUUAAAUUUAGUUUUUUACAUGUUGUGUUGUUGUGUAAUGUACAUGUAUUAUUAGCACUUGUUGGGUUUUUCAUGCUUUCAUGUUAAAAAAAUUGAUAUUACUUUGGAGCAAACCAAAUGGAAGGUUAUUAUUCCAGGUCUGAAAUCCUAGAGAAUAUCCAAAAAAAGAAAGAACAAGAAAAGGACCCGCAAAGUCCUGGUUAUCAACAACAACUAACCAAAACAUCUGAUAAGCCCACCUCUUCACCUGAGCACAAUGUUACUGCUUCUAUAACACAGCAUGCAGUCACCCAACAUCUUUUGUCUCCUACACAUACUCAAGGAUCGCCUGCACAAGGAAAAGAUGAUUCUAAAGAUAAGACAAUAAAAGUUGCAAAUUCCACUACUAUUACAUUAAUAGAAAACGGAAAUAUUAAUAGUGAUAAAGAUAAAGAUAAUUAUCAAAAAAAUUAUUUUACUUUAGAGCCAAAAAAUGACAAGAAAGAUGACUGUAACAAAAAUAGUAUUACUAUAACUCGAACUAUAUCUAAACCUCCACCUGUGAGUCAAUCUGAUAAACCUAAAGUUCCAUUAAAGCCUGUGAAGCGACCACUGCAGUGCUUGGAAACCUUGGCUGAAAAAGCUGGUAUCACUUUUGAGGAUAAAUACGAAGCUGCAAAUACUUUAUUAGCUUUGGAUAAACAAAACAAUACUUUUAGGAGGCCAGAAUUAAAACAGCCUAAAACUGAAAUAUUGGAUAGCCAGAAUCCUGGUGAGGAAUAUAGGUAUAGAAACCAUAAAGAAGAGGAUGAUAAGCUUCAGAUACAACAACAAAUAAUUCAGCAUCAACAACAACAACAAUUGCAGCAGUUACAGCAACAACAAUUGCAGCAGUUACAGCAGCAACAGUUGCAACAAUUGCAACAACAGGCUUUGCAAAGACAACAUCAGCAGGCUUUACAACAACACAUUAAAAAUCAACAGGAUCAGCAGGAACUUGUAAGAAUACAUUUUUUUUUUUCUAAUAGCAUACACAAAUGAGUUGAAACAAAUAUUUAAUAUGUUGUGAGUCAGUGCAAUUCAUAAUAGGGAAUAUGCAUAUUUUUGGAAAAUGCUUUUAUAUGAUAAUUUACAUCGAUAUAUUACUGCAAAAAAAUACCCGGCACCGAAAAACUAAAAUUUUGUAGCAUUAAUAAUUGGUGAAAAUAAGUAAUAGCUACGAGCAGUUUAAACAGCGGAAUUUUUGGCGCGCUUAUCGUGACUUCAAAGUACACGACUAGAGAUAUGACAUUUUAAAUCAAUAUGUAUUUUGAGUGAUUGAUUAUUAUCUAAUUACCCAAAUCGAUUAACAACUAAUCGAUUUUUUAAAGUAUAAUAAACUUUUUAACAAAUCAUAUAGUUUACCAAAAUGAUGAAAUAAAAAUAAAAGCCUAAAAAAUCAUUUAAAUUGUGAACUGUUUUUUAAUUUUGCCAUAAAUACAUUGAUGUUAUUGCAUCGAUGUUAACUUUUUAUAACAACGACAUCCCUAUACGUGUACAUUUUCGUCACAUCCGCUCUGACAAGUAGCAUGGCGUUUGAAUAUUUUGAAGUUACCGCAUUUUUUAGUCAAUUUUUAAUAAUUAUUUUCAAGGCGAAAACGAAUUAAUGUUGAAAAAUAUUUACAGAGACUUUAUUCUAAAGCAAUAAUGAUGGUAAUAAAAUAUAUUAAACCCUUUUUUGAAUCAGACGCAUAUUCCUUAUUAAUAUUACAAUAUCUUCUAUAUGCUUAUUAUUGUAUGUACGUGAUAUCAUCCAAUGUUAAAACUAUUAUAGUAUAAACCACUGAUAGUUGCAGAAACAGUUUCAGCAGCAGCAACAGCAGCAGCAGCAGCAACAACAACAACAACAACAACAACAACAACAACAACAACAACAACAACAACAACAGCAGCAGCAGCAGCAGCAACAGCAGCAGCAGCAACAACAACAGCAGCAGCAGCAGCAACAACAACAACAACAACAGCAGCAGCAGCAGCAGCAGCAGCAACAACAACAGCAGCAACAGCAACAACAACAGCAGCAACAACAGAAAUCUGAGUUACAGCAGCAAGAUCUUCAGCAGCAGAAGUUUUUGCAGGUACACCUUUUAAUUGGUUGUAAAUUUUACAGGAGAGCUUUUAAAUUUUUUUACAAUAGUAAAUGACAUGGCAGAAUCCUGCCCAAAGAAUCUAUUAA